Molecule: messenger RNA, 923 nt
Organism: Rubroshorea leprosula
Lineage: Eukaryota; Viridiplantae; Streptophyta; Magnoliopsida; Malvales; Dipterocarpaceae
Source: the annotation of a GenBank genome assembly
GAUUGAUUGAAAUCUUGGAGCUAGUUUAUAGUAAGAGUAGUGGAAUUUUGAAUAGUCAAUUAAUCUAUCUUCUAAUCAAUUUCUGUCCGUUUGAUUGUCCGUUAAAUUUGGCCUUUUCCUUUGAGUGACUUGCUGUUUUCCAACUCCAUCAGAGAAAUCCUUUGCCUUAAAUAGUUGUUUACCUGUGAGGAUAUGGAGUUGAGGCUUUUACUUUGAUUAAUUCUCAUGGCUAUACAUAUUGUGGUUUGUGGUAUGAAGGUUAUGCUUAGUUCACACACACUUUUGGAAGUUAUAAUUGAAGAUGGUAAUAGUCCUCAGAAUGUUACUCCAAUGGAAAGCACAAGAGUUGAGAGUCUUGAGUAUGGUGGGUACCCACCAGAAGCCAAUUCUUUAGUCCUAGGGGACUAUGUUGAUCAGGGUAAGCAGAGCAUAGAAACCAUAUGCCUUCUUCUCGUGUACAAAAUCAAAUACAAAGAGAACUUCUUUCUUCUCAGAGGCAAUCAUGAAUGUGCUUCAAUCAGCCGUAUUUAUGGGUUCCAUGAUGAGUGCAAGAGAAGGUUCAAUGUUCGUCUCUGGAGGACAUUUACUGACUGCUUUAAUUGUCUGCCUGUUGCUCCUCUAAUUGAUGAAAAGAUCUUUUGCAUGCAUGGUGGGCUAUCUCCUCAUUUGGACAACUUGGAUCAAAUCCGCCAUAUUGCUCGCCCCGUCGAUAUACCAGAUCAUGGUCUUCUUUGUGAUCUCUUGUGGGCUGAUCCUUAUAAAAAUGUUAAAGACUGGGGAGACAGUGAUAGGGGUCUCUCAUGUACAUUUGGGGCAGACAUGGUUGCCGAGUUUCUUCAGAAACAUGACCUUGAUCUCGUCUGCAGAGCUCAUCAGGUAAUGAAAUUCAGAUUGAGAUUGACCUUCCUAUAGCUGGCUUUGGC